UUAACUGACAGCUGGAGCAAGUACCGUGAGCUCUGCGAAAUCAUGACCGAAGCGGAGCUGUACUCGGUGUACAAGGGAGUGUUCGUUCCAAAAGUUCUUCACCCUCCGGAAUGUCUGAAGUACUACGAGGAGUUCACCUUUCGUCCGGAUGACAUCCUAAUCGUAACCUAUCCCAAGUCAGGCACCACAUGGAUGCAGGAGAUCGUUCCCGUCAUCCAGAGCGAGGGAGACUUCACGCCCAUAGACACCAUCCCAAACUGGGACCGGGUACCAUGGCUGGAGGAGCACAGGGCGAACAUCCUCAACCUGGAGCAGAGGCCGUCUCCGCGCAUCUUCGCCACCCACUUCCACUACAACAUGAUGCCAGAGUCCUAUCGCAAGGUCAAACCAAGGGUUUUGUAUGUCCUCCGAAACCCAAAGGACAUCUUCACAUCCUCGUACCACUACUAUGGAAUGGCGUCCUUCCUGGUGAACCCGGGAACCGUGGACGAGUUCUUGGAGAAGUUCAUUGAUGGGAAAAUAAUGUUUGGCUCCUGGUUUGACCAUGUUAAGGGCUGGAUCGGCGCCAAGGAGUCUGACAAUAUCUGUUCUAUCUUUUAUGAGGAAAUGAUAAGAGAUCUCCAGGGGUCCGUUAGUAAGCUCGCCUCCUUUCUAGGUAAAUCUUUGAGCCAGGACAUCGUGGCCAAGAUAGCUGAUCGCUGCGUCUUCAAAAGCAUGAAACAGAACAAAAUGUCCAACUACUCCCUGGUCCCCACUGAGUUCUUCGACCAACAGAAGUCUGCGUUUUUAAGGAAAGGCACUUCGGGUGAUUGGGUGAACACGAUGAGUCCCGCCCAGUCAGAACGCUUCGACGCUGCAUAUAAGGAGAAAAUGAAAGGUGUCAAUUUCAAAUUUGAUUGGGACUGAUUAUGCCAUGUUCAUGCACAGUAAAUUAUACUGUGUUGUUUUAACACUUUGAGUGGAGGUACUGCUAAGACUGUGAGUGUAAAUUGUACCCUUGUGUGUUGAGUUAACACUGAACAAUUCAAUGUGAGAUUGACCCUUGUGUGACUACUUUCACAAGACCCUUGUGCUUGAUGACUUGUGCCAGAGCUGCUUUUUAGGCAUUUCAAAUGUUUUAAGAGGACAAUGUGCUUGAAAGAUGUAACUCCAAAACUAUUUGCUAAAUGUCCUUUUAGAUACAGUAAUCCUCCAAUAGCAAGUAUUAAUGUAGCUUACUUUAGUAACACAAACACAUGAGUUUCUCAUUGGUGCUUAACAUUUUUUGGGGGCAAAAUGAAUUUACUUCUGUUUUACAUUUCAAAAAACAAAAUAGUAACAUUAGCACUUAGGCCUACUAUAACAGUGUUGGAACAAAUGCAAAUGUGAAAAAUGUAAAAACAUGUAAAAGACAAUUGUAUUGCCCGUGGUGAUGAGCAACUACAUGUAUGUAAAUUAAAUUCUCUUGUUGAAUGUGAAAAUUCGCACAUCAUAUCCUAUUAAAAGUGUUUGUAUGUUCUCAUUAACACAUUAAAUGUUUAUUUCCUAGCA
This is a messenger RNA of Engraulis encrasicolus (European anchovy), 1530 nucleotides long. RefSeq names its product sulfotransferase 2B1-like. NCBI's taxonomy places the organism in Eukaryota, Metazoa, Chordata, Actinopteri, Clupeiformes, Engraulidae. Gene Ontology annotation, biological process: sulfation. Gene Ontology annotation, molecular function: sulfotransferase activity. The coding region runs from base 43 to 906 and encodes 287 amino acids. The record is from RefSeq and is a predicted model, not a curated record. Gene Ontology annotation, cellular component: cytoplasm. The transcript is spliced from 6 exons.